Pipistrellus nathusii (Nathusius's pipistrelle) is the source of this 441-nucleotide messenger RNA. Lineage: Eukaryota; Metazoa; Chordata; Mammalia; Chiroptera; Vespertilionidae. The record is from the annotation of a GenBank genome assembly.
AUGACCAAGUGCACUGUUUUGUCCUCAAAAGAGAGCACUUCACUAGAACCUGUAAAUAAAACGUGUUGUUGCACAUCCCUGCGGCGAAGACAAAGCGAGGAGGUGCUAUGGGUAGGGCUCCCGUGUCAGCCAGCGUCAACCCUGAGCUCUGCCGUACCGUCAGGGCAGCAAGCACUACUGCAGAGCUCACCGGGAAAGAGAAGAAUAAGCAAUAUCCACCUUAAAUCCCACCUAAAUAACGAAAGUGUAAAUGUGGAUCCAUUCCCUCCUUGUAUCCAAACUGCAGAGCAGACGGAGAAGGAAGCCGGCCCCAACCUGGCUCCGCAGCCCUUGGGCCGGGGCUCUAGAAGCCCCGGCAGGAGCAGCCUCGGAGCCCUGCUUGUCCUGGCGCUAUCACAGGGACUGUGCUUUCCGUUUCCGCUUCUGAAGAGGUUGUUCUAG